UCAUUCCAUGGCGGAGUUUCACCCCGUUGUUCGUGUUUAUCUGAUGGCGUUGCUCAAUUAUAAUCACGAAUAUCGGGAUUAGGUGACAUGUUUCGGUUCUUACAGCGCUGUAGCGGCUGUGUACAACUUAAUACGCUGUCUUCCGCUUCUGGAGUGUUGAAUAAAAAGAGCUAAAUCCAGAAAGUACGAGAAUGAGUCUUCAUAAAAGCCUGUGUGCAGCAUGGCACUGAUUCUGUUUGCCUUUGUGGUUCGGGUCAGGGAUGGACUCCCUCUCUCUGCCUCCACGGACUUCCAGCACAAUAAAGAGCUUCAGGAGAGGAAGCAGCAGCUGAAAGUCAUUUCUAAGUCCUUGAAUUUGCUCCCUGAGAGAGGGAUCAUCAAGGGCCAUGAGCUCCAUAUAUACUUCCUCUCGUCGGAGGGCGUGGCCUACUUGACAGUGUGCGCAUGCAGCCUCCCUGUUGCUGUGGCCUUCUGCUUCCUGGAAGACCUCCGCUGGGAGUUCACCGCAAGCUUCGACAACUCAGCAGUCGCCCUGGCAACCCGGCCAUAUCCAUUCCUAGAGUUCGACAGCACCAUUCAAAAACUGAAGCAGCACUAUAACCAGAGUGGGGGACCUUCUCUUGGUGUGACGCUGGCUGAGGUGCAGGAGGAGCUGAGGCUCAGCCCUCCUCAGGUCCUCACCAUGGAGGAAGUUCAGCUCACUAAUGGAGUGGCUAAUGGGCACGUUGAUCAAGCAGCUGCCGCAGGUCAGAAUCAGAGACUAGAGCCGGUCUCAGCUCCUGGCAUCCUGUCGCUGAUCCUCAACAUCAUGUGUGCUGCCCUCAACCUUAUCAGGGGCGUCCACCUCAUUGAAUACACCUUUCAGGACGAUUAUGAAGGAAUAUGGAAUGUCGUGGCAUUUAUUACAGCCUUUGUGUGUUGUGUUUUCCAGUGUCACCUCUACUUAUUCCACUCCUCACUAAAGAAGCCCCUGUCCUUUACCCUCCUGACCCUCAUCUUUCUAUGCAACAUCUUCCUGUUUGGCCUGAGGAAUGUCUGGCAGCUGGCCUUCCACAUUUCUGUGGCCUGCCUCUCCACACUGCUCUCCCUCAACCGCAAGCUGCUGGACAGAGCUACGGACAUUGGAGUGUGAGUUAACCCUCAUGAAGCUUCUAGAGCUGCUUCUGAACAGUCAUGAGGUAGGACACGUGACUCUUAGAGUGUGUCUCAGCCUGGUUUAAAAUGAGCUAGGCUUAAUAAAGUGGGACUGGGAAAUGUACAGA
Molecule: messenger RNA, 1262 nt
Organism: Astyanax mexicanus (Mexican tetra)
Lineage: Eukaryota; Metazoa; Chordata; Actinopteri; Characiformes; Acestrorhamphidae
Gene: sec22c
Product: SEC22 homolog C, vesicle trafficking protein
Exons: 7
Coding region: 221-1132 (303 amino acids)
Biological process (GO): endoplasmic reticulum to Golgi vesicle-mediated transport
Source: RefSeq, a predicted model, not a curated record